Molecule: messenger RNA, 1109 nt
Organism: Gadus morhua (Atlantic cod)
Lineage: Eukaryota; Metazoa; Chordata; Actinopteri; Gadiformes; Gadidae
Gene: pqbp1
Product: polyglutamine binding protein 1
Exons: 7
Coding region: 151-828 (225 amino acids)
Molecular function (GO): protein binding
Source: RefSeq, a predicted model, not a curated record
UCCUCCAUGUUUGUUGUCGUCAGGGAUUGUGACGUCAUCAACACGCGUCAUGCGUUCGGCGAGCAGUGGGCAUUCUACUCGACUUGAUGUAAACUAAAGAUCUAUCUUACAGACAUAAGCCGAGUUUACCAUACACUAUUUGGUCUAAGGAUGCCUCUACCUCCAGCAUUGCUGGCUCGCUUGGCCAAGAGAGGGAUUGUCAAACCAUCAGAACAAGAUGUAGAUGAGGAGAUCAUUGCUGAGGACUAUGACGACAACAACGUAGACUAUGAGGCAACCAGACUAGAGAAUCUGCCCCCAAACUGGUACAAAGUGUUUGACCCUAUAUGUGGACUUCCUUAUUACUGGAAUGUAGAGACGGAUAUGGUUGCCUGGUUAUCCCCAAAUGACCCAACUACCCUCAUUACUAGAGCUGCCAAGAAACUAAGAGUAGAUGUAGGUGCGGAGGAAAGAGUGGAGAAGCCAUUUGAGAAGCCUGACAGAGAACCAGAGCGGGAGCGACCACCAGAGCGACAAUGGGAGAGGGAGCGGGAGAGGGAUGACGGCAGGGACCGAGAGAACAGAAGAAAGCCGAGGAGGGAUGACGUUGCACCCUACAACAAAGGCAAACGAGGGCGAAAGGACGACGAGCUGGACCCAAUGGAUCCAAGUGCUUACUCUGAUGCACCAAAGGGCAACUGGUCCACUGGCCUGCCAAAGCGGAAUGAGGCCAAGACGGGUGCAGACGUGACGGCAGCGGGGCCUCUGUUCCAGCAGCGGCCCUACCCCAGCCCCGGGGCGGUGCUGAGGGCCAACGCAGCCAACCAACAGCCCAAGGAUUCCCCAUAACCCUCCGAUGCAUAACGCAUACCUUCUUUUGGCUGUGGCCGCUGUACUCGUUUCUAUCGACGUGUGAAAUCCAUACUUCUAUUCUGAAAUAUGGGCACUAAUAGAAUACAGGGAUUUGGAUUGGGGACUGUAAAUAAGGAUUUAUGAGGUGUGCAUGUAGUCUAAUGUUUAUCAUCAGUAGUUUACCUUAUUUGUUAAUACAUUGAAAUGUCUGGGUACCAGCUCAUUUUUCUUUGUUUUUAAAUGCGUUUUCAUAUAAUAAAACAUCUCUCCAAAUGAAA